Microstroma glucosiphilum is the source of this 582-nucleotide messenger RNA. RefSeq names its product putative ARC18-subunit of the Arp2/3 complex. The record is from RefSeq and is a predicted model, not a curated record. The coding region runs from base 38 to 574 and encodes 178 amino acids. Lineage: Eukaryota; Fungi; Basidiomycota; Exobasidiomycetes; Microstromatales; Microstromataceae. Gene Ontology annotation, biological process: Arp2/3 complex-mediated actin nucleation; regulation of actin filament polymerization. The transcript has 4 exons. Gene Ontology annotation, cellular component: Arp2/3 protein complex; cytoskeleton. Gene Ontology annotation, molecular function: actin filament binding.
GGCAUCACUUCUACCUCUCAGUCCACAGCUACUAGCCAUGCCAGCCUACCAUUCUGCGUACAAUGAGGACCAGGACGCUCGACUGGUCGCCUCGAUGUCUUUGCUGCCUUUCAGGUCGAGGAUCCGUGGGCCAGCGCCUCAGCCAGUCGAUCCCUCCGUCUUCGAUAUCAUUGACGAGUCCAUUGACCUGUUCCGGGCCAAUUCGCUCUUCCGCAACUUUGAGAUUAAGGGUCCAGCAGACCGAACCCUUAUAUACCUGAUUCUCUUCAUCUCGGACUGUCUGCAGAAGAUUGCCUCGUCGAAGGUGGGCAUGACGCAAAUUGAAGCCAACAAGCAACUCGCAACACUAGCAGUAGACAACUUUGCCCUGCCAGGCGAUGCUGGAUUCCCAUUGAAUGCCCUCUAUCAAGCACCUAGGGAUAGGUCUGAGGCUGAUCAACUUCGGCAAUAUCUCACUCACGCAAGGCAGGAGCUGGUCAUCAGGCUGAUCGAGAAGGUGUACAUCGACGGCAAGCCAAGCAAGUGGUGGCUAGCAUUCACAAAGAGGAGGUUCAUGGGCAAGAGUCUGUCGUAGGAAGAGGG